AUGCCUCCGCGGGGAACGUUCCUGCUCUUCGAGGGCGUCGAUCGCUGUGGCAAGACGACGCAGACGAAGCUUCUCCACGAGGCCCUCAUCGCUUCGUCUCCGUCUCUCCCUUCGACGCUGUUGCACUUCCCAGAUCGAAGCACUGCCAUUGGCAAGAGCAUCCACUCGUACCUCACGAGCUCAACUGCUAUGGACGAUCACGCCAUUCACUUGCUCUUCUCUGCAAAUCGAUGGGAAGCCGCGACUAAAAUUGAGUCACUCUUAGCCAGUGGUCAGCACAUUAUUCUAGACCGCUACUCGUUCAGUGGCGUAGCUUUUUCCGCUGCCAAAACUGGUAUGUCCCUCGACUGGUGUUGGGCGCCAGAGAUUGGACUCCCUAAGCCAGACGCUGUGAUUUUCCUCGACGUACCAGUCGCACAGGCGGCAGCAAGAGCCGAAUUCGGUCAAGAGCGCUAUGAGCGCUUGGACUUUCAGGCAAAAGUGCGGCAGAACUUUUACGCUAUUAUGGAACGCACGACACCCAAGUGGCACGUUGUGGACGCCACGGGGACGAUCGACCAAGUGCACGAUAAGGUGCUGGUUAUUGCCAAAGAGGUGAUCGGAACGUGCGCGGGAAAUCCACUGACCCACUUUGACCAGCUGUGA
Hyaloperonospora brassicae is the source of this 645-nucleotide messenger RNA. The record is from the annotation of a GenBank genome assembly. NCBI's taxonomy places the organism in Eukaryota, Oomycota, Peronosporomycetes, Peronosporales, Peronosporaceae.